This is a messenger RNA of Liolophura sinensis, 4808 nucleotides long. Its product is annotated as RNA-binding protein RO60-like. Gene Ontology annotation, cellular component: ribonucleoprotein complex. Gene Ontology annotation, molecular function: RNA binding. The transcript has 8 exons. Lineage: Eukaryota; Metazoa; Mollusca; Polyplacophora; Chitonida; Chitonidae. The record is from RefSeq and is a predicted model, not a curated record. Bases 246 to 1853 code for a protein of 535 amino acids.
AGGCGAAAGGGUUAAGUGUAAGAAACUUUUUAUUUUGUGGAGAAUCCAAUAAUUUGUGUAAACAUUGUUUUACAUACGUGUUCUGUACUUCGUGUGGUUAUGUAGGCUGAGGGUUUCUGUGUUUUGGCUACAAGGUAUGUGGGAGAAAGCCUUGUCCACUCACCAGUAAUUGGAUAAUAUAUUCUCGUGUACCCAAAAGUGACAAUCUGUUCAUCAAACACUGUUGGUGUUGAUGUCACUGUGAAAUGGCCUCAGGAGACCACAAAGGUGUUGACGACAUCACAAAGUUUCGACGCUUUAUACAUUUUGGAUCAGAGGAUGGAGUUUAUUUCCCUGGGGAGCGAAGUUUUGGAAAAGAAAAUGCUCAGCUUAUUGCGAGAUUGGUUGGUUCAGGGAAGGGAGAAGACAUCGUGUCAGAAAUUGUAGGACACUGUAAGACAGAGCGACCUGUUCGACCACUUGCGUCCAUUUUUGCACUGGCUGCAUGUGCACGAUCAAGCGACCUUAAGACAAAACAUGCUUCGUACAAGGCAUUACCCACAGUGUGCAAAACUUCCAGUGACUUGUUUGCCUUUGUAGGAUAUGCUCAAAUUAUUUGUUCAGACAAUUCUUUCGGGGAGGAGAACAAACGUCCUCGACCCACAGGCUGGGGGAGGGCUCAGCGUAAUGCUGUUAGUCUGUGGUACACCAAUAAAGAGCCCAAGCUGCUAGCGGAAGACGUUACAAAAGUUAAACAGCGUGGAGGAUGGUCUCAUGUUGAUCUGCUGCGACUAGCUCACACGAAAGCUGCCAAGGAUGGCACUGCUGUGGUACUGAAGUACCUGGUGAAAGGCCUGGCCGAGGUGAAGAAACUGUACCCUGUGGACGGUGCAACAAAUGAGGUGAAGGAGGUAUUGUCCUACCUGGAGGUGGUGGACACGGUAAAACACUCCACAGACGAGCACCAGGUGGCUCGCCUCGUGGAGCAGCACCACCUGCAGCGGGAACACCUGCCCACCAACAUGGCCAAGUCUAAAGAGGUAUGGAUGGCCCUAUUGACUACAAUGCCCUACUACCUGGUACUCUCCUGUCUUGGGAAGUUGGCAUCUCUUGGAUUGUUGGUACCUGAAGGUGAUGCAACAAAGCGAGUGGUAGAGAGGUUAAAAGACGAUUCUGCUCUGGCUGACUCAAGAUUGCAUCCAUUCAGCAUCUUGGUUGCGUGGAAGGUGUAUGAGCAGGGACGUGGUGAGAAUGGGAAGCUGAGGUGGAUGCCCACCCCAGCCAUACAAACGGCGCUCAACUCGGCCUUCUACAGCUCCUUCAAGAACAUCCAGCCCACCAAUAAGAAGUUUGUACUAGGGAUCAGUAUCACAGGCUCCCUGGCUCUUCAGGGACUUAAUGGCACGCCCGCAGUGUCGGCAGCCGUAGCAGCAGCAACCAUGGCACUGGCCAUAGCGCGCACAGAGACUAACUACCAGCUGGUCGUCUUCUCCAGUGAGCUACGACCGGUCAGCCUGAAUAAGGACAUGGAGCUGAUUGACAUAUGCCGGGCUAUGGCUACAGAGUCCACCAAGAUCCCACUGGGUGUGGCUAACAUGUGCCUGCCAAUCACCUGGGCCACCGACCAGAAGAAAGAUGUGGAUGUCUUUGUGAUAUACACUGAUGCCCGCUCAUCCUCAAGUCUGAUGACCCCCCUCGAGGCCCUCGCCCAGUACAGGCAACAGGUUAAUCCUAGGGCCAAGUUGGUAUUUUGUGGGAUGGCACCCAGCACCAUGUUACUGGGGGCGGGGGAGGUGCACGGAGUUCUCAACGUAGUCAACUUUGACCCCUCAGCCCCGCAGGCCAUUGACAGUUUUAUUGGCUGUGAUGUGUGACGAGAUACAUGGAGAAAGCUAUUUUUUUUUUUUUUUUUUUGUUAAUUUACUGCUACAGAUGCUUUCAACUAACAAGCUACAUUCCUCGACUCCUGGAAACUUGUCCCGUAUCAUUUUAUAUUGCAGAUGUGAUCUUACUUUGCAAGAUUCCAGUGUCUGUGUAGGCUUGGUUUAGCAAUGAGCUUCCUACUUGUAAUGAGUUGACCUGUAGGAGCCCGAGUUUAGGCAUCUCACACAUUUACAUGGCAACGUUUGUGGAAGCGUUUUAAACAUUUUCUAGAAGUUGUGGAAGAAGUCCAGUUUUCUUAUAACAGUUCAAAAAAAAGUGAAUAGUUUUGUUUGUAGGAAGUCUGACUAUUGUUGUUAUGGUAGAAAUUAUCUAGUCUUUAGCAUUUGAUGUGUAGCUUUUACCUGUUGUUAAGUCUUCACAAGUUGUCUUUAUAGUGAUGCACUACAUUUUCAUUUUGAUACUCGUCUGAUUUAAAGCAAGGGAGAUAAUCCAAGUUAAGGGAGCUGGGAGAGGAAGAUUUAAAAGACAGAUAAGGCAUCUUAUUAUCAUUUGUACCUGGCAUGUAUACUGAUUUAGUUUUAACUAGAUGAUGUGUCUUGAUAUUCAGUAGCUUCAUUGUUUCUGAUAUUUGUUUCAUAAAGCAAAACUAUUUUGUAAGGAUACUUAGUUUGGUGUUCCAGUUCUGUACUCAGCAGCAGUGCCAGGCCUUGGCUUCGUUGAAAUGGACGGACAGUGUAUGGCAAAGGUUUGUUUAAGUUAUAGGAAAAUUUCAGUAAGCAUGGCGUACUGAAAACCACAGGUUUCAGUGUUAAAAUCUGGACUGCAAAACAGACUAUCCUAGAAUGAACAAUAUGACUUCACGCAGGUAUGUAGUAUGUGCCAGCGCUUAGGUUUUUCCAUGAAGAAUGCAAUCAAACUUCACUAAAAACUUUUUUAAUGUUUAAUGCUGUAGUCGGAUCAAUCGGUAAGAAUUGAGCGAAAUGCUUCAUUUGGAAGAAAGCUAAACUAGGUGAAUUACACUAAGCUGAUGAUAGGUUUGCUAAUCUGUCAUAUUUAACAGAACUGAAAAUGCCCUCACAUUGGUACAUAUGUGCUUUAUACAAAUUUGUUUCUUAAUCAACUUGUGCAGUUUUAAUUUGAUUUUUUUAUCAUUUAGAAAACACCUCUUCUUAGUCAACCAAUGAGAUUCAUGUUAAGAGAAAUAAUGUUUUCUGGAAAAGGUCUCAGCAAAAAUUUUGAAAUCUUUUGAAGCAUGCAUUUAUCUUGUGGGUAGAAUUGAGUUUUCUAAUAUGUAUUUCGUGCAAUAGGUGGUUUUUGUUUUAUGUUAUGGGCAUCUGGGACAAAUUGUUCAUACAGGUAUAAUAACUUUAAAAUGAAUGUUAUAAUCUUUGCAUCUGUGUUGUAAUACAAAAGAAAUGGAACAGAAUGUAGCUUAUCCACCACCAGGAUUAGCUAUUCCCACAUUUCAAGUUUAUGCAUUGUACAUUUAUGUAGCUUGUUUUGUUAUAAUUUUGUUUGAUCUGCGCACAAGGAGCACAAACUCUUGAACGUUUUUUUUCAGUUUGUUGAUAAAUUUCGGGCUCGUUCUUGUUUUUUUAGAUGUUUUCCUCAUUGUGUUAUUUGAAACACAUGCGUCAGUCUUGAGCUAAAAUAAAUGAUGGGUCUUCAGUUUGGAAAGUUUGGAGCGUAUAGCUUGGAAUAGGAGAGUUCCGAGGUGGCAUUCUUCUAUGGUUGAAGGAAAAAAAACACCCUACUUUACCAUGUGACCUGUCAGAAUUUUAGGCAGCUAUUUUUGAUUACAUUUACUGUAAUAUGUGUGCCUAAAAGGUUUCACAAAAAGUUAGUUAGAGUACUGUGUUUCACCUGAAGUUUGAUGUGUAAAAAUGUGUUUUCAGAAGCACACAAAGUUUUUAAAAUGAUGCUCUUGAUGAUGCUCAAGACAUAAAAAAUUAAUCAAAUUUCACAAAAGCACAAAAAGUGCCCUGUAAUGUGGAUCAGUGUAUCAGAAUGAAUCAAGUCACUUGAAACUUCAGGUGAAAAACAGUAGAUGAACGAUGAAGAAAAUUAAGGUACUGAAGGAUUGUGAACUUUAGGACUUUCUGAAGGAAAAUAUCGUUUGCGUAUCCAGAACCAGAGGAGACAGGUGGUCAGUAAAUUACAUUUAGUGUCCAGAAAACAUUUUUGACAAGUCACAUGAUAGGGAAGGAUUAUUUUUGCCAUUAGUGACAAAAGAGUUCAAACUGGAAACUCCCCUGUUGUAUUUUAAGAUCAACUGCUGUUUUGUGUUUGUAGUCUUCAUUAUGGCACUUCCAUCAGUAUUCUCAUUUAUAAGUUGACUUCUCUUUUGUAGGUUGAUGAUUUUAAAGGUUAAUAUUAAAUGCAUGUACAUGUAUUUGACACUGAUACGUCUUUGAGGUCUGAUGUAUUUUUUAUUAUUUAUUAUAUUUUUCCCUGUUAGCUUAUAUUUGAAAAUUUAGCUUUUUGCGACAGAAAUCAUUGUUGACGUUUUGGCUGAAUUUAUACAGACAUAUGUUUGAAUGUUAAAACGUUAUGAUCUGAUUUGUUUUGCAAGCUUUGUAACUACAUGUUACAUUCAUUUGUAUUACAUUUUGUGCCAGUAUGAUAAUGGUAGUCCUAGUCACCAAACUCAUGAGUUUGUAAUGCAUGGUUAACUGGAUCAUGUAGAUUGGCUUACGGCUUUUUAUCAAUAUGGCUGAUAAGAAUACCAACUACCAGUCUCUCUCUUUCCAUAAGAAGUGCAAGUACUGUAAUUGUAAGACUGGUCUUUAGGUAAAAAAUUUAAUGAUGAUCUGUCUAGAUAGCUUGGAUGAUCUGAAAUUUGUUGGACUGGAAAAUCUUGUUAGAUUUUCAAUGUACAUGCACACAUUAGUUUUAAUUCUAAAGUGAUCCUUUAGUAGUUGUAUUUUGCAAUAAACUAUUCCUGC